GCAAUGCAGCAAAAGCAGCAAGACGGUGGCCAUGCGAAGCUCGCUCAGGAGCAGCUGCUGCAAGCCAGCACGGAGCUGAUGCACCACAGCCUGGGCUACCUCAACUCGAUGGCCCUAGGGUGCGCUGCCAAGCUCGGCGUUGCCGACGCCAUCCACCGCGCCGGCGGCCGCGCCUCCUUGGACGACCUGCACGCCGCGCUGUCCCUCGGCCCAAGCAAGCUCCCCUACCUGCGCCGCGUGAUGCGGGUGCUGGUCGCCUCGGGCGUCUUUGCGCACGAGCAGGAGGCCGCCGACGUCGACAACGCUGGCGGCGGCGGCGGCGGCUACUACAGCCUCACGCCCGUGUCGUCCCUGCUCGUCACCACCGGCGCCGGCGCCGGCGCUAGCUGCAGGAGCCUUCUGCCGCUUGUGCUCCUCCACCACUCGCCGGCGCUCUGUGUGACGCCGGCCACGGGCAUGGCCGAGUGGCUCAAGAGCGGCAAGGAGGAGACAGCGUUCGAAAUGACUCACGGCGCGGGCCUUUGGAGCGUCUGCAGCCGCACCCCAGAGCUCGGCGAGUUGUUCAAUGACGCCAUGGCGGCCGACUCGACGUUCAUCAUGGACUUGGCCAUCCGUGGCGCAGGCCAGGUGUUCGACAAGAUCACAUCCCUUGUGGAUGUCGCAGGCGGCACCGGCGCGGCUGCGAGGGCGGUGGCCAUUGCAUUCCCUCAUAUCAAGUGCACCGUGCUGGACCUUCCUCACGUGAUUGGUUCCAUUCCGACUGACCACGGAGGUGAUGUUCAGUUUGUUGCAGGAGAUAUGAUGGAUUGCAUCCCCCAAGCUGAUGCACUCCUGCUUAAGUUUGUCCUACAUGAUUGGAGUGAUGUAGACUGCGUCAAGAUACUUAAACAAUGCAAGGAGGCAAUCCCUUCCAGAGAAGCAGGAGGGAAGGUCAUUAUCAUAGAUGUUGUGGUUGGAUCCUCCUCCCAAGCAACGUCCCAAGGAACCCAACUGCUGUUUGAUCUGAUUGUUUCGACUAUGUUACCCGGCAUGGAGAGGAAUGAGAAAGAGUGGUGCAAGAUAUUCAAGGAAGCAGGAUUCACUGAGUACAAGAUAAGCCCGGUGUUAGGUUUUCGAUCCAUUAUCGAAGUCUUUCCAUAGGGCGCCCAAUGCCAUAAUAUGGGAAUUGAGUCCUUGUUUAGUUUGCAUUUUUUUUUUGCAAAAACAUCACAUCGGAUAUAUAGACACACAUUUGAAGUAUUAAAC
Molecule: messenger RNA, 1245 nt
Organism: Oryza brachyantha (malo sina)
Lineage: Eukaryota; Viridiplantae; Streptophyta; Magnoliopsida; Poales; Poaceae
Product: 5-pentadecatrienyl resorcinol O-methyltransferase-like
Exons: 2
Coding region: 4-1140 (378 amino acids)
Biological process (GO): methylation
Molecular function (GO): S-adenosylmethionine-dependent methyltransferase activity; protein dimerization activity; O-methyltransferase activity
Source: RefSeq, a predicted model, not a curated record